GUGUACCGCGACUGCGUGCUGCGCUGCGAGGAACGGAACUGCUCAGGGGACGCGCUGAAGCACUUCCGCUCCCGCCAGCCAAUCUACAUGAGCCUAGCAGGCUGGACCUGUCAGGACGACUGUAAGUAUGAGUGUAUGUGGGUUACCGUUGGCCUCUACCUCCAGGAAGGUCACAAAGUGCCUCAGUUCCAUGGCAAGUGGCCCUUCUCCCGGUUCCUGUUCUUCCAAGAGCCAGCUUCUGCUGUGGCCUCUUUCCUGAAUGGGCUGGCCAGCCUGGUGAUGCUCUGUCGCUACCGCACCUUCGUGCCAGCCUCCUCGCCUAUGUACCCCACCUGCAUGGCCUUCGCCUGGGUCUCCCUCAAUGCUUGGUUCUGGUCCACAGUCUUCCACACCAAGGACACGGACCUCACAGAGAAAAUGGACUACUUCUGUGCCUCCACCGUCAUCCUGCACUCCAUCUAUCUGUGCUGUGUCAGGACUGUGGGGCUGCAGCGCCCAACUGUGGCCAGUGCCUUUCGGGCCCUCCUGCUGCUCAUGCUGACGGCGCACGUCUCCUACCUGAGCCUCGUCCGCUUUGACUAUGGCUACAACCUGGCGGCCAACGUGGCCAUUGGCCUGGUGAACGUGGUGUGGUGGCUGGCCUGGUGCUGGUGGAACCGGCAGCAGCUGCCUCACGUGCGCAAGUGCAUGGCGGUGGUCCUGCUGCUGCAGGGGCUGUCCCUGCUCGAGCUGCUGGACUUCCCGCCCCUCUUCUGGGUCCUGGAUGCCCACGCCAUCUGGCACAUCAGCACCAUCCCCGUCCACGUCCUCUUUUUCAGCUUCCUGGAAGAGGACAGCCUGUACCUGCUGAAGGAAUCGAAGCUGGACUGAGGGCCCGGGAGCGAGUCUGCCCUCCUGGGGACUCUGCUCCCUCCUGGCUGGCUCCUCUUCUCCCCAGCCCUUGCGAUGAUUUAUUUUUUGAACUUAGACUUGGAGGGUGUGGGCCCAGAAUCAUGUAAUAGGCCCACCGCCCGGCUCGCCCCCACCUGGCCCUCACAGGCUCGUGUUGGGGCCUGGCCUCUGAGCAUCCGGGGCUAGAGGAUGGGCGGCCCCUCUGGUUCCUGAACUGAACUGUGUUCUCGGCUCCGCCAAGAGGAGAGCGGCCUCUGCUUGCCCGCCAGCCAGCCACCUCCUCACCUCCCCUCUCCGCCUGGUGGCUGGCAGAGACCUCUGUCCAGCCCGGAGACCAGGUGCCAGGCCGUCUUUGAUGCAGUCGGAUUUCCUCCUGUUACCCCCGUGCCCUCCUCCAGGGACCACUAGGUGGCACUAGACGCCUGCUCUUUGGCUGCCCAUGUUUCCAGGCCCAGUGCAUUCCACCCCAAGGGGUCUUGAGAGACCACCCAGUUGGAACUGGUGGGCGCAGGCCUGGGGUGUGCGGGAUGCUGGGUGGGGCAGUGUGUGUGAACCCUGGCCUGGGGCAGUGUGGAGGCGUCGGGGUGGGGGUGAAUGGCUUUGACGUGUGUUGUUAAGCCCCGGCCGGUGCUUCAAGCUCGGUUGGUUAAAGCGUCAUCCCGAUGUGCCAAAGUUGUGGGUUCGAUCCCCGGCCAGGACAUAUAC
Messenger RNA from Myotis davidii, 1596 nucleotides. RefSeq names its product post-GPI attachment to proteins 3 (gene PGAP3). The annotation marks the transcript as partial. The record is from RefSeq and is a predicted model, not a curated record. Gene Ontology annotation, molecular function: hydrolase activity, acting on ester bonds. NCBI's taxonomy places the organism in Eukaryota, Metazoa, Chordata, Mammalia, Chiroptera, Vespertilionidae. Gene Ontology annotation, biological process: GPI anchor biosynthetic process. Gene Ontology annotation, cellular component: endoplasmic reticulum membrane. The transcript has 8 exons.